Microplitis mediator is the source of this 1914-nucleotide messenger RNA. RefSeq lists its product as uncharacterized. Bases 1 to 1914 code for a protein of 637 amino acids. NCBI's taxonomy places the organism in Eukaryota, Metazoa, Arthropoda, Insecta, Hymenoptera, Braconidae. The transcript is spliced from 2 exons. The record is from RefSeq and is a predicted model, not a curated record.
AUGAUUGGUCGUUUUCAAUGCAAAGCUUCAAUGACUACAUCAACUUUAACAGAUAUUAUAGAUGAAUGUGAAGAGUUACUGGUUAAUACGUGUGGUCUUUUAAAAGAUACAGUAAACAAUUUUCUUAUUGAACAAGGUUUAAUUAACAAUGAUGCCGCAAAGGAUGUUUUAAAAACAUUUGAUUUAACUAAUGUUUUUGAUGGACUACGGAGAUUUGAUGAUCAAAUUGCAGCAUUAGAGUCUUCUUGUGCGUAUAUUAGGCCAGUUGAAAUUCCACUUGGACACAGAAUGGACAAAAAACUUAAUAGAACGUCUGGUACGUAUGAACCCACACUGGUAAUGGAAACUUUUCAAUAUGUACCCAUUAUUGACUCUCUUAAAUUAGUAAUUUCUAAUCCUAAUGUUCUACAAGCUAUUUUAAAUGAACAAAAGUCACCAGACGGCAUUCUAAGCUCUUUUCUUGAUGGGCAGCAUGCUGAAACUCACGACUUUCUUCGACGAUAUCCGCAUGCUCUACGAAUUCAACUGUAUUAUGACGAAUUGGAAAUAGUUAAUCCUUUAGGAUCUAAAACUGGAAUCCAUAAAUUAGGAGCCUUCUAUUAUAGCAUUCAAAAUAUACCUCCAGAAAUUAACUCUGACCUGAAUUCUAUUCAUGUACUUCUUUUAUGCACAGACAUAGAUGUGAAAAACUACGGAUUUAAGAAAAUUUUACAGCCCUUUUUGAAUGAUCUGAGUGCACUAGAAAGUGACGAAGGAGUAUUAGUUCAAACAGAACAUGGUCCUUUUACUUUACGUGCAACUCUUGCUGCUUUCAUUGGCGAUGGACUUGCUGUACAUGACGUAUUUAACUUAUUAGGACCAUCGUCUAAUCAAUUCUGUCGUUUGUGUAUGUAUUCAAGAGAUGAUUUACAUGCUGGAUCUCUCCAACUUGGUCAGAAACGCACGCUAAAUUUAUAUCAAGAACAUUUAGAUUUGUUGAAGAACUCGAAUUUUUCUGCAGAGAAUGUAUCAAGUACAGGCAUGCGUGGUAAUUGUUGUUUGAACGAGUUAGGAUACUUUCAUGUUACUAGUAACAAAAUAUUUGACCCAAUGCACGACUUUCUCUGUGGUAUUUGUCCAAUGAUUAUAAAAUUAGUCCUCAAACAAUAUAUAUUAGUGGAAAAGAAGUUUAAUACUAAUUAUCUAAAUGGUAAUAUUACAUCUUUUCAAUGGGGAUACUGUGAAAACACUAAUAAGCCUUCAGCUAACUUCACAGACUCCAUGCUUAGGAGAAAAGAUCAUUUGAUAAGUCAAAAAGCAAUGCAAACUUGGUGCUUAAUUCGAGCCUUGCCAUUUUUACUGUCAGAUAAAAUUCCAAGUGAUGAUCAGUAUAUGAUGCUGAUAAAAAAUCUAUUACAAAUAAUGGAAAUAAUAUUUGCUCCAAAACUUUUUCGCUCUCAAAUCCCUUAUCUUGAUGCUCUUAUCAAGCAGUUUCGGACAAAUUUUAAAAGUUUAUUUCCCGAUGUUAAUGAGAUUAACAAAUUUCAUCAUUUAUCUCAUUAUCCAGAGUGUAUUUUGUGGUCUGGCCCAGCGAUCAACUAUUGGUGUAUGCGUGAAGAAGCUAAGCAUGGUGCUGCAAAAGCUAGAGCUCAAGUUGUUCGUAAUUUUAAGAACCCCCCUAAGACUUUAGUAAAUAUUUUCCAAUGCGGGCAAAGUGCAAAAUGGGGUGGAAAAGAUGUUCAGCUAUUCCGCUUACAAGCAUUUUCUCGAAAAGAAGAAUUUGUCGAGAACACUUUGAGCCGACAAUUCUUGCUGGAAUUAAAUUAUACAUUAAAUAACAAAGUACUUUUGGCAAGAUCAGUGAAAGUAAACGGUGUCGAAUUUCGUCUUGGACUAUACAGGAGUGUAUUGACGGUACUGUUUUUUUGGAGUUAA